Metarhizium album ARSEF 1941 is the source of this 627-nucleotide messenger RNA. RefSeq names its product hydrogen voltage-gated channel 1. The record is from RefSeq and is a predicted model, not a curated record. Gene Ontology annotation, molecular function: voltage-gated proton channel activity. The coding region runs from base 1 to 627 and encodes 208 amino acids. Gene Ontology annotation, biological process: proton transmembrane transport. The transcript is spliced from 2 exons. Gene Ontology annotation, cellular component: plasma membrane. Lineage: Eukaryota; Fungi; Ascomycota; Sordariomycetes; Hypocreales; Clavicipitaceae.
AUGUCGGACGGCAACACGCACAUUGACUGCUCUGCACCCCUCCUGCCUCCCGCCCAUCAUCGCCUCUCCCCGUCAGUCACUCGACGCGCCCUCCGUCAUGUCCACCACCUCCGCCGCAAAGGCAGAGUCCUCCUCGCGUCGCGCAGCAAGCACUUUGUCGUCAUGUUCAUCGUCAUGCUCGACGUCAUGGCGCUGCUGGCCAACGUCUUCAUCCAGCUAAUCGCCUGUGAGAUGCACCAAAGCGACGAAGAGUGGGUGGUGCGCAUAAGGGAGGCCUUGGAGACGGCCGGUCUGGUCUCUAGUUGUCUGUUCAUGGUCGAGUUGGCCGCUUGUUUGUUUUCAUUUGGUCUAGAGUUUCUUACUUCGUGGUUCCAUGUCUUUGACUCUGCCGUUAUUGUGGUGAGCUUUGUUAUUGAUGUUGCUUCGCAGGGCCUUGCCGAGUCCAUUGGUUCCCUUGUUGUUGUGCUGCGUCUGUGGAGAUUGGCCAAGAUAUCCGAGGAAGUUGUCAUGGGGGCCACGGAAAGAAUGGAAAUAUUGGAACAGCAGAUGGAGGAGUUGGAGCAUGAGAAUAGGGCCUUGAAGUUGCAGUUGGGCCUAGAGUCCCGCGAGCAUUCCGGUCAAGAAUAG